GUGCUCGCUAUUAUUACUAUUAUUAUUAUUAUUAUUACUACUACUACCGUCGCUGCAGUUAUAAUAUUAUUACAGUUUAUUUAUUUUAAAAUAUAUCACUCGACGAGUUCGACCACCAAACACGCGUAGUCCGAUUUACAAACGAUUAUAUAUUGUGUCGUGUUUGACACAUAUAAUACGACACGUCGGAUAAUAUUAUACAUAUACAGUACAAGUGCGCCCACUGAUGCUGAGAGAGGACGGCGAAUCGUCCGCCGUAUAGUACACGUAUAGUACAGUCACACCUAAUAUUAUACAGUACUAUACGCGGAUCGUGUGAUAAUUUGUUGUUUACACCACGAGCGCACGCCAUCUCGUCAUUCGGCGUCGGGACGACGGAGAAAACACAAAUAAUAUUAUAACAACAAUAAUUAUAUCGCCGUCAUCGUCGUCGUCGUCGUCGUGGUAAUAUCGUACGCGGCCGCCAGCGUUCGAUCCGCGCGCGCCCAGUCCGCGCGCCCGUCCUCGUCGCGCAGUCACAUCCGUCACCAGCGCGUGCACCGUACUCGUCGCGUGUCCGUCCGUCCACCGUCUCGCCGCGCGCCGAUCACAACUAUUGCGUUCGGGGUUAUGGACGUGGCGGCGUUGGCCGCGGCGACCGAGACGACGACUGAUACGACCAAUUCCGCGGCCACCGCGGCAGCUGCUGCAACGGCGGACGUCGGCAUCACGACGAGACCGACGAAGGUGACGUUGACGGCGGCGACGACGACGACGACGACGACGACGACGACGACGAUAGCGGACACGGCGAACAUCUGUGAUCAUAGCGAUACGGCCGCGGUGCGCCCGCCCAAGGUUCGCGUCCGAUCGUCGUCUUAAGAGGACGCGAGUGGGGCCGCAGAGCCCGAGACGUGUGAUCGCAGGCCCAGCACGUAUAAUAGCCUGCUGCAGUAGCCGUGACACGACGCCGUAAUGCCGGAACAGAGCAACGAUUACCGAGUGGUGGUUUUCGGGGCGGGCGGCGUGGGCAAAAGCUCGCUGGUGCUCCGGUUUGUCAAGGGCACGUUCCGCGAAUCGUACAUACCGACCAUCGAGGACACGUACCGACAGGUGAUCAGCUGCAACAAGAACAUCUGCACGCUACAGAUCACCGACACGACGGGGUCGCAUCAGUUCCCCGCCAUGCAGCGGUUGUCCAUGUCCAAGGGCCACGCGUUCAUAUUGGUGUACUCGUGCACGUCCAGGCAGUCGCUCGAGGAACUCCGGCCGAUAUGGCAGGUAAUCAAAGAGACCAAAGGUGCAUCAGAGCUACCAUCAAUACCAAUUAUGUUGGUUGGCAAUAAAUGUGAUGAGAAUGACACUCGAGAGGUUUCAGCUGAAGAAGGUGACGCUGAGGCUAGACGGUGGGGCUGUCAUUUCAUGGAGACAUCAGCCAAGACCAACCAUAAUGUCAAGGAGCUGUUUCAGGAGCUUCUCAAUCUGGAGAAGAAUAGAAACAUAUCUCUACAGCCUGAAAAAAAGUCCAUGCGCGGCCGUAAGAUACGGGAGAAGUGUGCGCUCAUGUAGUAGUAUAUUAUUUACUACCAAGACACGCUCAUCGGACAUGGGGAUAUAGUUUUACAUAUGUGUUGUUUAUAUUUUAUAAAAUAACUUUCAUUUUGUUAAGUCACAGUUCAUUGAGAAUUAAUAUAAAAUGUCACAGUAAAAAUUAAAUUAAAAUUUUUUAUUAGCGAGACUGAUAAGCGGCUGACAACACCAAUUUAUUUAGAUAAGUACUUUAGAGCGAUGUUACAACACAAUAACGCCAUGGACUUUAUUGGGGGUGCAAAUAUAAAUGAAUUUCUGUUGUGUAUGUCAUAGACAUUAUAGCUAGCAAAGAUAUAGCACUUAGUAUUUAUUUUGUAUAUAUUAUCCAUAAUAAUUACUAUAUCAGUCUGACAGGGAAUAUGAGUAUGGUGAAUACUUUUGUGAAAUCAAUUUUCACUGUACUAUAAAAUAAAUUUGAGUAAUUAUGUAUGCAGUUUAUGUGUUUGAUUUAUGUAGUUAUUACCCGAGAGAAACAGAAUCCAACCCUAGAUUUUUAAUUUUUAAUGUACAUCAUUUAUGUGUAAUGUUCAGCGUACAGAAUAUAAACUAUAUUUCUUUUUUUUUUUUUCAUAAUUAAAUAUUAACUAUUGUAACGAGUGUUAUAUACAGUUGUAGUGUACCAAAUUUUCCUGUAUAUAAUGCUCAUAAAGUACCAUAAAAAUAUUAACUAUUUUUAUUUUUUAAUAUUUCUAGACAAGUAAUAUUGCUUUUCUUUAUAAAGAUGAGAAUUAUAUAUUGUAUGUUGCACCUUGUACAUAAUAUUUUAAUAAACAAUGUAGUUACCUAGUCAACAAUAUUAUAAUUAUAUUUUUAAAUACAUGACAUUUGGUAACCUUUGUUUUUUUUAGAAAAAUAUUUUAACAUGUUAUUAUUGUUUACAGCUUUAUAUGAUUAAUUUGUUAUUCUAGUUGUAUAAGUGUAUUGUCGAUCAAUUUUAAAAAUUGGAAGUGAUUUUUGUAAAUCAUUCUAAUUAAAACAUUUAGUUCCUGAAAAUAAUUUUCUUUAUCAUUGUUGAUUUUACGCUCACAAUUUUAUUGUUUUUAUAUUUUCACUUAUGUAAUAUUAAUAUAGAUUUAGAUUUCAUUAAUUUUAAUGAAAUAAUUAAUAUUUGUAUAAUUGAAUCAUUUUUUUAAUUUUUACAUAUUAUUAUUAAAUUAUUAAUUUAAUAGGCUAAUAAUUUAGCUGAAAUAUUAAACCUACAGAUGGGAACACAAUUAUUUGAUAUUUAUUUAUAAUUACUAAUAAUUAGGUAUUGCAUACUUUUUUGGUAUUUUAUAGAAUAUAAAAAAAAAGUUUUAUUGUAAUGUUAGCCUAAUGCUCAAUAAGAAUUUAUAAAAGAAAAAGAUAAAACAUUUUUCAGUUUGUAUUGUCCAUUAAACAAUUUUAUUGUUUAUUAUUUAGACAUUUAUAUAAGAGCUUUUAAUUGUUGUUUAAUGAAUGUUCAGUAAAUAAUAUGUAAUAUUGAAUGUCAGAGUACUCACACGUGAAAUCAUUCAUGUCAAAUCCAAAAAACCAACACAGUUUCAAUAUAAAUUAACUGACAAAGGGACAGUAUAUCGAGGAAUUUAAAAUGUAUAGUUAUUAUACUUAAUAUUGUCAAACAUUUAACUUUUUUUUAAUUUUUAUUGAACUUAAUUCAUAAUUACAUUUUUUUAGAAAACAUAUCACAAAAUAAAACUUUUAUUUAAUAUUAUUGUCAUAUAAAAAGUAAAAGUAUCAAAAUAAAUACUUCAAAACUCUGCUAUA
Molecule: messenger RNA, 3315 nt
Organism: Rhopalosiphum padi (bird cherry-oat aphid)
Lineage: Eukaryota; Metazoa; Arthropoda; Insecta; Hemiptera; Aphididae
Product: GTP-binding protein Di-Ras2
Exons: 3
Coding region: 955-1548 (197 amino acids)
Biological process (GO): signal transduction
Cellular component (GO): plasma membrane
Molecular function (GO): GDP binding; GTPase activity; GTP binding
Source: RefSeq, a predicted model, not a curated record